AUGAUGUCGCAGCACUUGUCCAGCAUGUUCGAGCAGCUUGGGAACUUUACAAAGAAUAAUCUAACGCAAAACAGCAAGCUGAAAGAGAAGGAGAAUAAGUCUAGUUCUAAUCACGUGGCGUGUGCUGGAGGUGGUGGUGGAAACCAGCAGCCAUCUCCUUCCCACAAGCAUGGACCUGCACAGCCGCCGCCGCCUUUGAAGAAGCCGUGCAAAUUGAGGAAUGUCGCCUCCAAAGCUGAAUCGUAUGACACUCUAUACGGCAUCAGUAACUUGGUAUAG
Messenger RNA from Danaus chrysippus (African queen), 279 nucleotides. The record is from the annotation of a GenBank genome assembly. NCBI's taxonomy places the organism in Eukaryota, Metazoa, Arthropoda, Insecta, Lepidoptera, Nymphalidae.